AUGGCUGUCGCGAUUUCCUUGACGCUUUUGUCGCAUUUUGAACAUACACGUUCACUUUCUCCCUCGUUUAUAAUCGGCUCGUACUUGUGCAUCACUUUCCUACUCAAAGCUGUAACUACGCGGACUUAUCGGCUCCUUGCCAAUACUGACACAGGCUACAUACACGUUGCCGAGGCGAGUUCAGUUGCACUCCUCUUCCAAAUUAUCAUCAUCGUUCUUGAAAGCUGGAGUAAGGAACAGUAUCUUUUUGAAAAUACAAAAAUUGCGGCCGAAGAGUUGGCUAGCUUUGUGGACCGCUCGCUAUUCGUUUGGCUUGACAAGCUACUCCUUUACGGAUACAAACAAAGGCUCACAUUGCUUGAUCUACAACCGAUUGAUCAGACUCUAGGUACAUCCCGCCUAGCGAAUAACUUUCAUGAAACCCAGAAGCGUCCAAAGCUCAGGCGCUUUGGUCUUCUAGGCAUAACUUUGCGAUGCUCGGGCUCAUCCAUAUUCUUUCCUGUGCUACCACGACUUUGUCUCACUGCACAACCAUUCUUGGCCACAUCGUUGAUUGUAUAUUUUGAAAAUCAAGGAUCCACAACUUUGAAUACGGGGUAUGGAUUGAUUGGAGCCUCCUUCCUUACCUAUACUGGAAUUGCGAUAUCUACUGGAUGGUAUUGGCAUAUGUCAUACAAAUAUGCCACAAAACUACGUGGUGGUUUGAUUGCAAAGAUCUCUGACAAAUUGCUGAGGCUCAGACAUGAGACAGGCCUUGAGUCAAAAGUUUUCACUCUUGUAAUAGCAGAUGUUGACAAAAUAAUCAGUGCUUCCGCAUAUAUACAUGGAAUAUGGGCAGUGGUUAUAGAAACUGGUUUAGCAACAUGGCUGCUCUGGAGACAGAUUGGACCUUCAAGCCUGACUGUCCUGGCAGUCGCGUUGAUUUGUGCCAUGGGAUCAACAUUUCUCGGAAAACACAUUGGCAAGGCACAGCAAACUUGGCUCACAGGCAUAGAGAAGAGAAUUGCGGCAACAAAGAAAAUGCUGUCUUCGCUCAAGGCAGUUAAAAUGAUGGGUGCUAGCCAGCGUGUACGAAUGGCCAUCGAGAGAUUCCGGGAUCUCGAAUUCGUGGCCUCCAAGUCCUUUCGUACACUUUUGAUCGGAAGUUUAAUCUCAUUCGAUGGGACCAAGCACGGUAAGGGUGACAGCAAGACUGAGUUUUCAGAUGGGAAAGAAGUAUCAAACCAAGAGAAGGAAGAAUACCCGUUAAAUUCAAAAGAUCUUUCGAUAUUAUCCAUGCGGCACGCAAGCUUCGGCUGGGGCAAUGAAACAAGUUUGCACGAUAUAAAUUUUGAAAUUGCUGCAAGUCAACACGUCGCCGUUACUGGUCCUGUCGGCUGCGGUAAGUCGCUCUUGUUGCAGGCGAUACUUGGUGAAGUCGAACUUAAGGCUGGAACUAUACAUGCUGGGGACAUAGCUAUCGGGUAUUGCAGCCAAAAUCCGUGGCUGGAAAAUGUUUCCGCACACGAAAAUGCUUUCAGGAGCGCACCUAGCGACAAAUCAUGGGAGAACUUGGUUGCUGAUAGUUGUAAUCUCGGUGACUUAUUGAGUACGGAAAGUUCGCAUCAGACUAUUGGAAGUGGUGGAGCUAAGAUAAGUGGUGGUGAACGCCAGCGACUAGCUUUAGCACGUGCGAUUGCAACUCGACCUGCAAUCUUACUACUAGAUGAAGUUUUCAGUGCUAUAAAUAAAACUACAAAAACUUUCAUGCAAGAAAAGUUGUUUGGAAGGAAAGGCAUCUUGCGCGAGCAAGGAACUACAGUCAUUUGUGUUACUCAGGGUCAACAAUUCAUAGAAGCUGCGGAUGUGGUUCUUCAAAUAGACGAUGCGGGAAACCUCCAACAAGUGCAGCCCGUGGCUGAUACAACACAUGCCACUCUGGUAGACAAAUUUGAUGGGAAAACAAUUAGUGCUACAGAGUCCAGCCCUGGUCCUCAAUCCAGAUCAAAAGUUGCCCAUGCCGACCCGACUAAAAUCGCAGAUAAAAGGGUCUACCAAGUGUAUCUCCUUUCCAUCGGACGUUCAAACAUAAUCAUCUUCUUCAUUGGUGCCAUCAUAUUUGCCUUCACUUUUAGGUUCCCAAAUAUAUGGGCAAAGUGGUGGUCUGAUGCAAGUACUGGUGUUGGGUUACAUGGUAAACUACUCCGAUCUGUUCUCAAUGCACCUUUUAUCUUCAUUAGCACCAUCGAUUCCGGAUGCCUCAUGAACAGGUUCAACCAAGACCUUUUACUAGUUGAUACCCAACUUCCAUUUCAGCUUCUGAAUACUAUUUAUGGGUUGUUUGCCGCAAUUCUCCAGGCGAUCUUGAUUACCGUUUCUGCUGUUUAUAUCGUUGCUAUCCUUCCUGUUCUGGUAGCCGUGCUUUUUUUGGUCCAAAAUUUCUACUUACGAACAUCGAAACAACUGCGACAACUUGAUUUAGAGGCCCAUGGCUGGCAGAACAUCAUGCAAAGAGAGUUUUACGAGAAGCUGGACAGAUCACAAGAGCCAAUAUAUCUUCUCUACAUGGUACAAACUUGGCUUCAGUUGACACUGAAUUUAGUAGUUGCCGGACUUGCAGUACUAAUGGUUGGCGUGGCUGUUGGCUUGCGCCACAAGACAAGUGCCGGAGGAAUUGGAGUGGCAUUUUUGAAUCUGACGUCUCUUGGGGCCAUCGCCAGAAUUGAAGCCUUUGAGCAAGAAACACCUGUAGAGCAAGAAGUUGCAUCGCCAACUGAUGUACCCAUUACGUGGCCAACCUCGGGCCAGUUGAGCUUUGAAAACGUUUGGACAAGCUAUAACCUCGAUUUAGAAAAGCCUUCAUGGAGUUUGCGAGCAAUAACGUUCAAGAUCAACCCUGGUGAGAAGAUUGCGAUUUGUGGUCGUAGUGGUUCUGGAAAGUCGACUUUGUUGCUAUCUGUCUUGGCCCUGAUUGAAACAACAAAAGGUGCCAUAUAUCUUGACGGUAUCGAUAUCUCAAAAGUCCAGCGAUAUGUCUUGCGAUCCAAACUCCAUGUUACCUCACAAGACGCGUUUACAGAUGGAGAAAUCAUUCGCGAUGUACUAGAUCCAGCUGGAAAAUUGUCUGAUGAGGCCAUCAACAAUGCCCUGCAUGAUUGUGCUUUACUAGACAAGAUCAAUGCAUCGGGGUCUCUCUCUGCCAAUAUAUGUGACGUCAGUCUAUCGGUUGGCGAAACCCAACUUUUUGUCUUAGCUCGGACUGUUCUUGGAAUUGAGGACUCAAAUAAAGGGGGCGUCGUGCUACUUGACGAAGCCACUAGCAGCAUCGAUGUCGCCACUGAGCGAAAAAUUAUGAAUGUUGUCGCCAAAAGACUGCAAGGAAAGACUGUAAUCUCAGUUUUACAUCGUCUCGAGGCCGCGGUUGAGUUUGACAAAAUCUUGGUUUUGGAGAAGGGCGAAGUGGCACAUUUUGGGCCCCCAGAAGAGGUCAUCAGAGAUUCCGAUUUAUUUUCUUCUUUCAGAAACUGA
Botrytis byssoidea is the source of this 3507-nucleotide messenger RNA. RefSeq lists its product as uncharacterized. Gene Ontology annotation, molecular function: ABC-type transporter activity; ATP binding; ATP hydrolysis activity. The record is from RefSeq and is a predicted model, not a curated record. Bases 1 to 3507 code for a protein of 1168 amino acids. The transcript is spliced from 12 exons. Gene Ontology annotation, biological process: transmembrane transport. Lineage: Eukaryota; Fungi; Ascomycota; Leotiomycetes; Helotiales; Sclerotiniaceae. Gene Ontology annotation, cellular component: membrane.